AUGAAAUUUAUUUUUUCAUUACAUUUAAUUAUCUUAACAAUUUCUUUUUCAUGUCUAAGAAAUUUUUCAUUUUUAUAUUUCAUAUACAAAAUAAAAAAUGACAAUUCCUUGCAUUUCUUAAGAGCUAAUUUAAAAAAUAACAAAUUUGAAUAUAUAAGAAAACUAAUGGAAGAAGAUAGAUUAAAAAUUCAUUUAGAAGAUAAACUUAUUGAUGAUUUUAUUAAUUAUUAUAAUGUAGCCGAUUCAUCCGAUUUUGAGGAAAUUAUUGAUCCUACUAUAUUUGAUAAUUUAGACGAGAUUGAAAAAAUAGAAAGUUCUAAUAAAAAUACUCAGGUUUAUAAAGACGAGAGAGAUAAAAAAAGAAAUAAAAAGAAAUAUAGUACAAAUAAAAGUUGUGAAUCAACAGAAAAAGCAUGUAAUGCACACAUUCGAGACAAUUUAAGAACUCAACGAAGGGCUCCUAAAAGGUAUCUUGACAAUGAAUUUUAUUAUGAUACAUCAUUAAAUAUUGAUUAUAAAAUAAAGUGUAACAAAAAUAGACGAAAUAAUAAACGUCCUUCAAAUUAUAAGAGAGGAGUAGAUAAAAAAACACAUAAGGAUAAAUCACAUGUAAUAAAAAAACUCAGUGAACUUAACAUGAAUAGUAAAGAAGAAAAAAUUGAUAAUGAUGUUUUUACUAAAUUUAAUUCACCUACAAUUGAUGUUGCACAUGAUAAAGCGGGACCAUCUCAUAGAAAAUAA
Plasmodium gallinaceum is the source of this 741-nucleotide messenger RNA. Its product is annotated as Plasmodium exported protein, unknown function. The record is from RefSeq and is a predicted model, not a curated record. The coding region runs from base 1 to 741 and encodes 246 amino acids. Lineage: Eukaryota; Apicomplexa; Aconoidasida; Haemosporida; Plasmodiidae. The transcript has 2 exons.